AUGGUUUCCCCAGCUCUAGAAGAAGAUGUUCCCAUACUAGACAUGGGAGAUUCAGCUUCAGCGACGGUUGCUGCCAUCGCAGAAGCUCAAACAAUAUCAGCUGAUGAGGUAGCUCUAUAUGAUCGCCAGAUUCGACUCUGGGGUAUGGAAGCUCAGGCACGAAUGCGCAAUGCCCACAUUCUCCUCAUUACAAUUCGGUCACUCGCAAACGAAGUUGCAAAAAAUCUUGUUCUGGCGGGGAUUGGCUCCCUCACAGUUCUUGAUUCGGAAGUUGUCCACGAGGAUGACCUCGGCGCACAAUUCUUCAUCGGAGAAGAACAUAUUGGCAUGAACAGAGCCGAAGCUGCUGCACCAGCUAUACAACGCUUAAAUCCUCGUGUACCGGUACAUGUAGACACAUCCAAGCUUGAGACAAAAGACUCUAGCUAUUUUAAGCAGUUUGACAUUGUCAUUGCGACUGAGUUGGACUUAGAUAGUUUGCUCUUGAUCAACUUCUCAACACGACAAUGCGGACGUCCUUUCUACGCGGCAGCAACCUACGGUCUAUACGGCUAUAUUUUUGCGGACUUAAUAAAGCACUCUUUUGUCAUUGAGCGUGAGAAAUCGAAUAUGAAGACAGAUCUGAAAAAGGAAUCAGCAACACGCACGGUCAUCGGAGUCACCGAAAAAAAGGAAGGCGAGAAGACCAUUGAGUUUGUGACAAAAGAAGAGGUUUACACUCCUCUUGUAGAGGUGCUCAAUUGUGAAAUCGACAAGACCUGGAAGAUAAGAAAACGGAAAACUGUUCCAGCAGUUUUGCCAGGCGUUAGUGCAAUGUGGGCAUUUCAAAAACAACAUGGACGUCUCCCGGAAUGCACAAAGAACGACUUUGCCGAGUUCACAAAGCUUCUGACAGAAGCUAAUCGCCAACUCAAUCUUCCUGAGGAAAUCGUCCAGUCCUCCUUCAUCAGCUCAUUCGUCGAGAACGCCACUUCCGAAUUGACACCAAUUUCUGCAAUUCUUGGUGGCAUCCUGGCCCAAGAUGUGAUCAAUGUUCUUGGAAAACGAGAACAACCUUUACAAAAUCUUUUAGUUUUUGAUGGAAAUACUAGCAACUUACAUGAUUCAUUGAUUAUCUAUCCUUGUUGUAUUAUUAUCUGUAACACGAAUCAUCACGCGGCUCCUCCCAUGAGAUUAGUACAAGAUUUACAUGUCGAGAUUGCAAGACCUAGUCUCGUCCCUGGGCCUUUAUCGCAGCUUCUGCAGACACUUCAGACCCUACGCCCUAAAGUACAUAGUGUCAAUGCAAUGCAUUGUCUCUUGGUCAUGCUGGGGGUACAUGUGUCUUUGCGCAGAAAUUACAACAUCAUUGUAUACUUAACUGGGGCACCAAAUCCAUGCCACAAUACCCCUAGAGCAAAGGCGCACCCAGUAGAAUACACGUACCCCACUAGGCGUUCCUUUUAG
Morchella importuna is the source of this 1446-nucleotide messenger RNA. RefSeq lists its product as uncharacterized. The record is from RefSeq and is a predicted model, not a curated record. Gene Ontology annotation, cellular component: cytoplasm; SUMO activating enzyme complex. NCBI's taxonomy places the organism in Eukaryota, Fungi, Ascomycota, Pezizomycetes, Pezizales, Morchellaceae. Gene Ontology annotation, biological process: protein sumoylation. The transcript has 12 exons. Bases 1 to 1446 code for a protein of 481 amino acids. Gene Ontology annotation, molecular function: SUMO activating enzyme activity.